This is a messenger RNA of Labrus bergylta (ballan wrasse), 2670 nucleotides long. It is a transcript of the gene drd5a, whose product is annotated as dopamine receptor D5a. Gene Ontology annotation, molecular function: G protein-coupled receptor activity; dopamine neurotransmitter receptor activity, coupled via Gs. The record is from RefSeq and is a predicted model, not a curated record. Gene Ontology annotation, biological process: adenylate cyclase-activating adrenergic receptor signaling pathway; G protein-coupled dopamine receptor signaling pathway. Gene Ontology annotation, cellular component: plasma membrane. Lineage: Eukaryota; Metazoa; Chordata; Actinopteri; Labriformes; Labridae.
CGCACGGAGCAAUGUACAGUGGUUUUACAUGAAGAAACACAUGGAGAACCCAGCCAAAUAUAUCUCAUCGGUGCAGGGGAUUGACUCUGCGCCGGCACCUCUCGGAGAGAUUAUGAGGAACAGCACCGAAACGGAGGCGACAAACGACUGGAGGAAGGACAUGGUGUUGCGCACAAUGACGGGCUGCCUACUGUGCCUGCUCAUCCUAUGGACCCUGUUGGGGAACAUCAUGGUUUGCACCGCGGUGUUGCGCUUUCGGCACUUGAGGACCAAAGUCACCAACAUUUUUAUCGUCUCUCUGGCUCUGUCGGAUUUAUUCGUGGCCGUCCUUGUGAUGCCCUGGAAAGCUGUGGCAGAGAUGGCGGGGUACUGGCCGUUUGGCACUUUCUGUAAUAUUUGGGUCGCUUUUGACAUUAUGUGUUCUACCGCGUCCAUCCUCAACCUCUGCAUCAUAAGCGUGGAUAGAUACUGGGCAAUUUCCAGUCCCUUCCGCUACGAGAGGAAAAUGACCCAGCGAGUUGCCUUUGUUAUGAUAAGCAUCACUUGGACGCUGUCUGUGCUCAUUUCAUUCAUACCGGUCCAGCUAAACUGGCACAAAGCCAGCGGGGAGGACAUGACUGGGAUGGACAACUCUUCCUCUAUUCGGCAAGUGGAGGAAAACUGCGACUCCAGCCUGAGCAGAGAGUACGCUAUAUCCUCGUCUUUGAUAAGUUUCUAUAUUCCCGUUGCAAUUAUGAUUGUGACUUAUACCAGAAUAUACCGGAUUGCACAAAUACAAAUUAGAAGAAUAGCCUCCCUGGAGAGAGCGGCAGAGCACGCACAAAGUUGUAGGACUAACAGAAUAGAGUGCCAACACCACAACACCUUGAAAACGUCGAUUAAACGGGAAACCAAAGUGUUCAAAACUCUGUCGGUGAUUAUGGGUGUCUUUGUGUGUUGCUGGUUACCAUUUUUCGUCCUGAACUGUAUGGUUCCGUUCUGCGACAGACCGACCACAGACCGGGACGCUGGUCUGCCCUGCGUAAGCGAGACUACUUUUGACGUAUUCGUGUGGUUUGGCUGGACAAACUCCUCCCUCAAUCCCAUCAUUUACGCCUUCAACGCCGAAUUCAGGAAGGCCUUCGCGAGCCUGUUGGGCUGUCGCAAUUUCUGCUCUAACACUCCAGUGGAGACAGUCAACAUCAGCAACGAGCUGGUCUCAUAUAACCAAGAUACCCUCAUCCACAAGGAAAUCGCGAACGCCUACGUCAACAUGAUCCCCAACGUGGUUGAAUGUAUUGAGCACGAGGAGACUUUUGACAGGAUUUCACAGUUUUCUCACAACAACGAGAACGUCACCGACUCAAUUUGUGACUUGGAGGACUGUGAGGCAGACAUCAGCCUUGACACGAUGUCCCCGUUUACACCAAAUGGAUUACAUUGACUCCAACUUUGUCUCAACGUGCGUAAUUGGAUGUAUUGAUAUCAAUUCCAUCGUCCAUUCUGCUCCUUAACAGUCCCAAAAGCCCCUGUCCACAUGGAGCCCACGGGUCAUGUUAUAGCCUACUGAGGGAUCUAUAGUGACUUGCUCAUCGACUCUUCAGCAGGGUUCUGAAGCCACCAGGCAUAUUUCCUGCUGCCGGUUUGCGUUACAAAUGACAUGUGAUGUUGUCGUCCUGUUCUGAAAAAAGUGAUGUGUAGGUGUUAAUUUAUAUGACAAGUAAAGUUUGUGUUCAUUUGUUUAAAGGUUCAGUGUAAUUGAAGCUGUUGUUUACUCGAAGGCAUUACUCGCAGCGUCCUUGUCUCAUCCGCUUGGAGGGGUGGAAAUGUUUGUAAAGAUUAACAUGAGGAACCAUAAUAUACAGAACUUUUGCUGCUUAUAAACCUCAUGUGCAUCUAGUGCCCACUUUCCAGUGAGUUUGAAAACUGAGGGCAGCCUUACCAAGAAAACAAAAUGCAGUCAUUUCAGCGCCUUACAGCUUUUUUUUCAAAGAGUUUCGAGACAUGAAAAAGGAAUGUGUUGAAUAGAGUUUUAGAUAAAUGAUGCCAAAAUGCAGUAUUAACGUGUUUACCCUCUGCACUCACCCCAGCGAUUACCCCAGCACACACACCUCAUCACCUCACUGAUUAUUAUUAUACAGUUGGAUCAGGCUCAGAUGGCAGGAGCCUUUGAUGGAGCAUUUCACGAUGAAAAAAGGCACAAAGUCCUCUGCUUCAAAUGCAUAAAAGUGAGCUUGUUUACACUGGAAUCGCUGAUCCAGAUUAAAGACUUUGUCUAAAACCCACAGAAUCGUUCUAGCUGUCAGAGUUGUAACUUUUGUAACUAAUUUCUCAUGGAGGCCAAAACUACUGAAUGACUCUGCUUUGUCAGGUCAUAUUAAACUAGAGUGACAACAGAAGAGAAAAUCAUACAAUAGUCUCACUUUUCAAAAGUUGACUAGAAAGCUUAAUUAAGUCACAAUCAAACUUCAGAGAAUAGCUCAUGGUAAGUUUAUGAUGAAAUAUUGAUUUGACAUUUAAAAACAACAACUAUGGAAAGAGUAAGGAAUAAACCAAGGUGAACUUAAAUACUGAUGAGUCAUUGCGCUUCCCUCAUAAUUAUUCCCAGUAGAGGAUGCUAUAAUAGGUCAUCAUAAAUUCCUAGCCAACAGACAAGGGAGCUACAUAUUAUUAAAUCAUUAGGUAUUGAUC